UUAUAUUUUGGUGCGUGGAUUCUUUAUCAAUGAAGAGUGCAUCUUGAAACACAAAAGUUCGUAGGAAAUAGCGAAAUCUUUUCAAUUUCGAUAUGUGAUUGCACAAAUUUACGUUAUGUUGAAAUAGUUCAAGUUUACCAAUAACCAAAAACAUGGAAGCAGAAGAAAAACCUCGGGAAGCAAAGAAAUCCACCAAACGCGAUGUCUUAUCUAGCGCCGUUAUAGACAUAGAAAGAGCUUUGAACGAGGUUACUUUUCCCGAAGUGCCUAAAGACCCCUUAGAAGACUUGAAAGAUGAUGAAGAUUCUUUCGAAGGAGAAGCUGAGCACAUGAAUGUGCUUACGCAACCUGAGCCCGAAUCUUUAGAAGACCUUCAAAGUUGCGAAGAAAUCACAGAAACUGUACCAAUUGACGACUGUAUCGAUGCGAUUGCUAGCUUAAAUGAUAGUUUUACUUCGAAUACGGAUGAAAAACCUGAUGUGUAUCCGCCAUCAGCUCCGUUUGGUGGCGUAGAAUCGUCGCAGUUCAACUACCCUGACCAAAGUGUUUUUGGUAACAAAGCAGAUAGAAUAUGUUAUCCGGAUUUAAUUGCUCAGAUUUCCAUGAACGUCAGCCAGUAUAAAAGCAACGCUGAAAAACUGGCACCGUUUACGCCAGCUGAAAUGGCAGCUCAUUAUUGCAACCAAGAACUUCACAAUUACGAUGUGUUUGUGAAUAACUUCAUUGAAGUAGAAUUUAAAAGUGGUAGCGUAGUUAGGCAACCUUUGCACGAGUUAUUAAUACAAUAUUUAACGUGUCGAGAUAACCUUUGUAAGAAUGGAAUAGAGUUUGAUACUCUGAUAAACGAUUAUAAACAGUAUCAAGAAAAAAUCUGGAACUCUCACACUUCAUCGUACACAGAACACGGAGAGUGUCAGGAUGGAAAUGGUGUUUCUGCAACGCAUCAUUAUAAAGUUUCUCAUUUCAACGAAUAUAUUUAUGAUAAUUUCUCUCGUAGUGUUAAUCAACUCGAGAUACUCACAACCGAAUUUUAUAUCACAAAUGUAUUCAACGUGCAACUCUAUCGUACAAAGAUUGAACAUUACGUGCACUCGUUAUGUUACCAUUUUUCCUUUAUACAUCCUCACGCACCUAUAGAAUUAUACAAUGAAUCGGCUCCCAGAGGACCUCUUGGAGCAGACUUCAAAUUAUUCAUUCAUGAACUGAAAAGCGCCAUCUCAGUUCUAUUCAGUUUUCAAAGACGACCUAUGAAAGACGAAGAAUUUAUCGCUGAAACUCGUAAAUGGCUGGAAAAAUUGAUUUCAGUCUUAUUACGAGUAUCAACAGCCAACGAUCAUCUGUUUAUAAUCCAUCACAUCAUGAGAUGCCCUGCUGGUGUUAGUAAAUGGGCAACUCGUUUUAUACAACCUCCAGUUCCUCAUAAUGGAAGAUUAUACAGUCAAAAAUACGUAGAUCAUUUGAUAACGACAUUAGCUAUAAUUUUACUACCAGUUACCGAUCGAAGUUUAUUUCUGCAACAAAUGGAAGUUGGUCUAGAAGAAAAUGGUGUGUGGGUCAUUGUUGACUCUGAUGGAGAAGACUCCGAUGAAAAUUCUACUCCUAAGACAGCCUUAAAAGAAAACGAUCUCGUAGCUUUCUUGAAUCAAAUCCCUUUUGCUGAUGUUUUCAGACAGAUUAUUUUAGUGGGUCGACGAGAAAGUGAAGACGUAUACGACGUAAACGUUAUAACAGAUCAUGAUAUAUUGAGGAGUAUCGCUAUAAGUUCGCUAUUAGUCCAUUUACUCGAUAAAGGAAUCGCUAAUUACAGCUGCUUUGGCUACAAGCAAUUUUGUAAACGACUUAGUUUGUUAAUAAAACAUACUGCCUGCUAUAUCACCGAUCAUUGGGAAUUAUUUAGAGAAGCGUACACUCAGCGAAGUAUCGUAGAUAGUGCAAUGUUGAAUCGAUUACAAACCGAAUACGAUGAAUUUUUAUUCAGAGUUGUUAACAAUUUAUACACGACAAGAGAUCGUAUCGGAUGGCAAUACUUGGCAACUUUACCUUUUAAUAUGAUUACUUCGCAUUCCUUAUGGAAAAUUUAUCAGUAUCUUUUGUACACGAAAAAUGAAAAUGAUAUUUUAAUGAGCGAAGAAUUUAUGGAAAGUAUGGCCGAAUUACCAGAUGACGAGAUCUAUUAUUUUCUCACCACAAUCACAAAUAUGGCUUUACUCAGACCUAAACAAGAUUGGUUGUUCAUUCAAACAGUCACUCUUCAGUUAUUUCAAGUCGGUUUUGUGAACGUGUCAGUUAGGGAUAAAUGUAUGAAAAAUUCACGUAUACUGAUCGCUAAUUUAACGAGUAAACACCCGGAGCUCAUUUCAGAUCUGGUAGUUUCUCUAAAAAAGGAAUUUGUUUUAGUAGGCAAAUUUUCAUUGUAUUUGUUCCGAGAGUUACCAAUUUCAAGUUGGAAACCAAAUCAUGUCGAUAGUUUAGCCUUAAACGAUUGGUUAUUAAAUUGCUGCCUCACUAGUAGUGAAAAUAACUUAGCUCGGUACAUCAUAUCGCAGCUUAAUUGGUCCACGGAUUUGAAUGAAUUGGAUUUAUUUUUACCUCGAGAAUUCCAUUGUCAAACAGCCAUAAUGAUUGUGAAAACUCUCUAUUUGUACGCCGAAGAAGUCCCAACAGCCAGUAGCACUGCCAUUAUUUCUCAAAGCGUUCGACAAGUCUCAUCUGUGGUACGAGGCCAAACACCCGAACAAAUUUUAAAUUCUUGGGCUUGGCAAAUCCUAUCCAAGUUGAAAUUGCAUUUAAUGGAUCAACCCGUUCGAAUGGUCAGGAUGGCUUUGACUGAUAUGCGGAUGACAGCUCGAAUCCCUGAUAUAAAUUCUGAUUCCGAGGAUAUGCGAAUAAUUUCCAACGGAAUUGCUCGAAAUCAAUCGGUGUCUUUUUACGUUGCUUUGUUGAUGAGUAAUUUAGGCCACGAUUUACCUUUAAUAUGUGAAAAAUGCUGGGAUUACUGCUGCAUACUUUUAUCUACUUACAAGUAUACCCAAGUUUUGCAAAUCUUGCAACUCGUUCUGCCUUAUUUCUUAGAGUCGAUCGAAUCGCUUUUAAAAUUAGAAAAAUUUCAAUCGGUAAUUAUUCAGCUUUUGAAUGCUGAUCAGACAUACAUGAAGAUGGCAAAAAAUUUAAUUAUUUCUGACUUCCCGAGACCGAUAUUGUCUCAGUUUGCUGCUCUGGUUCAGUUUCACGUUGACAAUUAUGCUAGAUACACUUUACCAAAUCCAAAUCAAAUGGUUGAAUUGUGGAUGCGGAUUCUGAGCUCAGUAUGGAAAGAAAACUGCCCCGCUGUCGCCUACUUGAUGGAUAAAAUAUUGAGCACCGUAUUAAACAACGAGCAUUUGAAACACAUGAUUAACAACAUUUUAUCCACAUUAAUCGAGCAUUCAAAUUUGGAUUUAUGGUUACAAACUUUGACGGCGAAUCGAUACACAGUGAGUGGUGGAUUAUCGUCACUUGUAAGCUGGAUAGGAUAUGGUGGCGGUGCUGAUGUUCAUAUGAUACCUGAAAGUCUUCUUCCGAGAAGUUCGGCUACGAUUACACAUUCACCGUAUUUCGCCUAUUUCGCUCUACAUCUCGAAGAAGAAUUAUUUGUGGCACAAACUUCGUUAUGGACUGAAGUUUUGAAAAAUUUAGCUUCCAUUAGUGGCAAAGCUAACGUGGACGCUGCGCUAAAGAAAGCGUGCGCUACAAAUAAAUUAAACGCAGUCGGCUCGAAUUGCCUACCAAUUUAUCGAUGGGCUCAAUACGGAAUGGAAAUCGGCCACGAUCAUCCGAUUCUACCGCUGUAUUGGCAGCGAUUUUUCCGGUUGUAUUUACAAAGAGUGCCGGGUGGUAAUUACAGCGGAUGCGUCGGAAGCAAAUUUUUCGAAGGCACGAUGAACGGAUCAUACUUUAAACGAAUCAAAAAGAAGUUACAAGAUUGUAGCGAUCAUUUCUCCACUAAACCGGUCGCUGAUCAGUUUGAAAAAGCUAAAUACGAUAAUUUGAAUCAAUUAUAUAAAACGUUAACGUUAUGGCUGGAAGAACCCAGGCUUCAAGAACCUGAUGUUUAUUUACCGGCAUUUUCAGCUGUUUUUAAUGCUCCUAAAUUGGCUGAAAUUUUACGCGGUGAAUUGAAUAUCUGGCUCGAAUACGUAGAUUUCGAUAACAUACGAGAAGAACAGAAGGAACUGAUUGGCAAAUGGGCUAGAGCUCUGUUUCGUGACGUAAAUCCGGCUUCUAAUCGUAUAUACUGUUUCCCAGAAGAUUGUGACACUUUUAAACGAAUCGUUGAAAGAUUACAAUCGUACGAUCAGAGAGUACCUCCCCCGGAAUUAUUCCUUAUGCGUUCAGCUGUACCAGAAAUUCCUCGCGAAUCGUUGCUCAAUAAAACCGUUAUGUUAGAUCACUUGGUGGAACAUUUCCAUCUUCUGGUCCAAUACACGAGGAGCUACGAAAUAGAAAAAAAUGAUCAGAUCGAAACUGCUCGUAAAUUAUUAGAAGCUUUCAAAUAUCUGUAUCAGAAUGUAGACGUAAAUGUGGAACUUCAAGCAGCCUGCGAUACUGUAUCGUCCACUUCUAAACGUAGAACUGUCUCAACCAUAAAUUGUGCUGGUCCAGCUACCCUAUUGUUUCAAGUACGAGAAAGUAGGUUGAAUAAAACCGCCAAACAUACGAUCGAGCGAUGCGAUACCGAUUUUCAACGAUUAUUGAAACAUAACUUGAAAACUCCGCCGUUUCAAGUAACCAUCGCUUGUAUCGUCAUUGAACUGGCUGCUGAGUCAUUGCAAAAAGAACGAUCCGAAGUAAGCGCAAUCGGAGAUAUCACAAUAUUGAACUCCAUACAAGAUGUAGGCGUUACUUUGUUCUAUAAAUUGACAUCCUUAUACGAUACUCAAAUUUGUGAAUAUUUUCCUACAAAAUUAUUCUUUCGUAAUAAUAUUGAAAGAUUGGGUCAGUCGUUUAUUGAUAAAAAUGAAAAUGAAUGCCCGAAAUUACUAUCAACUCUGAUGAACAAUCCUAAACUGGCGACGGUUUUAGUGCCUCAUUUCACUCCAGCUGUAGUCUCCGCGACAACGUUUGUUCAUCUGUAUCGUAAAGUGACGCUGAAAAUUAUGACAAAAAAUUCGGACUUCAUUUUGAACGUUUUAACCAAAUUCAGCGUUAAAGAAUGGUUGCGUACGAAAUCUCCUAGACUAGCAGAUCGUUCGCAGAUGGUAGAAAUUCUAUCUCAAGCCUUAAAAGACAUUGGAUCUCAACCUUUAGAAUCACUCUCAUGUAUUCAUAAGAUUUUGAGACGAGAUCUGUGUGAAAUUCUAGUCCACGAAUUUCCUGAACAUUACGGCGAAAUUUUACACGUCUUAUUGAAAUACUCCGCUGAAGAAAAAUUCUCUUGCGAUGUAUGGUUUGAUGUAUUGAACUCGUUGUUCAUCUGUGCCAAUGGUAGUUCCAAUUUAUUCAUAGACAAUGAUGUGGUACCACUUCGACCUGGCCUUUCAUUAGCUCAAAUUAGAGAUGUCGCUCGAAAAUACGCUUCUGAACUGCGUAGUUUGACGUUUCAAGAGCUUGUCGAGACUGCUAAUGUAUUAGGAAGUAAUUUUUUGAAAGAACGUCAGCAGUAUGGAUUGUACGGAUUAUAUCCAAAAUACACCAAAUACAUUGAGCCAAUAAUUGCGCUGCAUAGUAUGAUUGGACAUGCAGCAAUUACCAGCAUUCUUCAUGUCCAAAGAGGAGCUCUGGCCGAUAAAAUUUCCGAAAAAAUAUUACCCGUUUUGGUAAACCUAUUUUCUCCAUGGAUCGUUCCAUAUUUCACUGGUAAUCUACAAGAACCUUUGGCACCAUGGAUACAGCAACUGAGUGAAGAUAGAUCGGUGCUAUUACCUUGGGUGCCUAGCGACGUUGCUGUAGCUAAUAAAAUGAUGUCAACGUUCACCGAAUGCGUAAAAUUUAUAUCGGAAGCUUUACCAGCUUCGAAUGUGAUUUUGAGCACCGUUUGUAAAUGGUACAUCUCGCAAUACGCUAAUCAAUCCGUUAAAGAGCACGUAUUGACGAUUGUGCAAAAUAAUCUAAUCACUUUGAAUUGGUCUCGCUUUGUGCCAUCGGUCGAAGACUUGGAAUGGAUAUUAAAAGUCAUAGAUCAAUAUUUACCGGUAUGUCAUUCGUUCUUGGGUUCUAUCUUUAUUGAAAUACCUUGGAAUGUAGUCGUACAGAGUGAAUCGUCGCCUCAAAUCACAGCUAGAAUCCAUAUUAUACUGUUACAUUUACUCAUAAAGUUGGCCAAUGAACCUAAUUUAAGACAGAGCGGUAAAGUAAGCGUUUUACUCAUGGAAGCCCGCCAUUAUCAUUGGCAUUUGGUGGAUGCAGCUAAUUACGAACACGUCUUAGAUUGGUUUGUUAUGAGCUACGAUUCUCGCGUCAUAUUACUUUUAACUGACGAAGACUGGAAUGGCAUAGAUAUGGCUGCUUUCGAUUUAUUACAAGUGGCUGCCGGAUACGUAACUGAUAUCAAUAAUUUCCAUCAGACUACGUUACGCAAACGCCAAAUGUUCGUGAAAGCUUGCGUCAGGAUGGCUUUACAAUUAGCCAACCGGUAUAAGGCUGUUUUGGCGGUGCAUCAAUCCGAUAUGGAAUCCGCUUUGGUUAGGAUGCUCGAUAAAAUGGAGUCUGUCGUGAAUCAAACGGUGGUUGCCGAAAAUCGAGCUUCGGAAUGUGCUAUCCUCUUAUCAGAAUUACUGGUGCUAAUUAAUCAACCCACGGGUGGCAUGUUACCCGAGCUGAUGACUCAAGUAUUACUAAACUGGUUGAGUAAUAGAUCAGCCAGCAGUCCUGUGCUGCAGGGAUUAUUACGUAUCAUUGGAACAACGAUCAAUGAUCAUAUUCAUCUGGGCGUCAUUAUGGAAACUUGUCUGGCAUCGUGGUUUAAGAAUUUAGAUGAUACGGAAGCCUACGAUUGGGAAACUGUAUUAAAUAUAAUGCAACCCGUUGCCCCGGCUCACACAUCCAUCGAAGAUAGUUUAGUGACUAAUAACCAAAUCUUAUCUUUAUACGCUCUUACUCUGAAACAAAUGAGAAACGACGGAAAUAUUUUCAUCUACAGUAAACUGAUCCAGUGGGUUAUAUGCCUAAAGCCUAAUACGGAUAACGAAAGUAAACUGCCAUUAUUAUGGUCGCUAGCAUUCAAGGAAUGCAGCCAAAAUAUACAAGAAAUUAUGCCAUCUUUACUCAAGCUUUGCAAUCACUUUCAGCAAAUAAUUAAUAUGAAACCGGGCUGGGCUCUGUUUGGAGUCAUUGGCAUGAAUAAACAAACCGUGCCCUCGAUAAGGUGUAAAAUUUUAUGCAACGCUUUGAACGCGUUUAUUUUAAUGAAGUUGAGCGCUGAAAAUAGUAAAAGCAGCGUUGAAAAAGGCGAAGUAACUAGUCCAGAAACGGCAGACAAAGAAAGUGACAGAAGUUUAACGUUGGUUAGUGCUGAAUGUAUUAAAGCGAUAUCAAAUCUCGAUUCUUUGGCAAACGACAAACACUACGCCGAAUAUAGAAUCACCAUUGAUUCAGCUGUCAGAUUGAUCAAAUCUAAAGAAGUGACCCUUAGUCAAGGCGAACAGUUCAUUUUGACAUUGGCCAAGCAACUGUACACUGAAGGAUAUAUUCACGCUUUUCACUGCGAAACGAUUUUAUAAUCGUGAUGAGAUUUUUUUCUCCCUUGUCUGUUGUGUGUAUGGGUUUGUAAUCUGCUUACCUGCUGUGAUAUACCUUUACUAAUAUUUCGUUUCUCACCCUUUUUAUGAUUAUUAUUUUUUUUUAAUUUUAGUUUUGCCUUUCCUUUUUUCAUUUAUUAAAAUAUUAAUUAAUUGAUUACGGAUAGUGAAUUAAUUAUGUUGAAGGAAUAUUUGUAGUUAGGGAUGUAAUACGAAUUAAAUCUUUCGCGAAUACCUUUGACAAAAAGCUUUAAUUUUGUGAGGAAUUUGUAAUGCGGAAUUACCUAAUCAUGUUCACCGUGUUUAUCUUUUCUUUUUCUUUGCAGUUCUGUAUUUACUAAUUGAAUAAAUUCCGUGUCUUAGUCAUUUUAUUUUAGCGAGCUAUAUACUUAUUUGUGAUACCUGUUUAUUUUUCGAGAACAUUAUGUUAUUUAAUAAAUAUUUUUGAAAGUCUA
Molecule: messenger RNA, 8170 nt
Organism: Planococcus citri (citrus mealybug)
Lineage: Eukaryota; Metazoa; Arthropoda; Insecta; Hemiptera; Pseudococcidae
Gene: Epg5
Product: ectopic P-granules autophagy protein 5
Exons: 39
Coding region: 153-7697 (2514 amino acids)
Biological process (GO): autophagosome maturation
Cellular component (GO): cytoplasm
Source: RefSeq, a predicted model, not a curated record